This is a messenger RNA of Mercenaria mercenaria, 1468 nucleotides long. RefSeq names its product GPI mannosyltransferase 1-like. The record is from RefSeq and is a predicted model, not a curated record. NCBI's taxonomy places the organism in Eukaryota, Metazoa, Mollusca, Bivalvia, Venerida, Veneridae. Gene Ontology annotation, cellular component: glycosylphosphatidylinositol-mannosyltransferase I complex; membrane. Gene Ontology annotation, molecular function: alpha-1,4-mannosyltransferase activity; GPI mannosyltransferase activity. The coding region runs from base 113 to 1468 and encodes 451 amino acids. The transcript is spliced from 7 exons. Gene Ontology annotation, biological process: GPI anchor biosynthetic process.
UUACUCUCUCUAAAAAUGAGUUAUGUCCCCUCAUUGAAUUUACGCCAUUUUCAAACAGGCAUUGCUGAUAUCAAAUUUUCAAUUUACUUGGUACCUGUAUACACAUCUCAGUAUGGACAUGGUAGUGCUGGCAUUGGUUGGCUUUCUGUUACGUCUUGGUCUCAUCAUUUAUGGAGAAUGGCAGGACAGAACGAUGGCUGUAAAAUUUACAGAUGUUGAUUAUUUUGUGUUUAAUGAUGCUGCUUCAUAUAUCACUGAGGGAAAGUCACCUUACCUGCGAGCUACUUACAGAUAUACCCCGUUACUGGCAUGGAUGUUACAACCAAAUAUCUGGUUCUCAUCGGUAUUUGGGAAAUUGUUGUUUGUCACCUUAGAUGUUUAUACAGGAUUUCUUAUCUAUCGUAUAAUGAGCUCAUCUAAAAGCCUCUCACUAAACUUUGCAAAGCUGUGUGCAGUAUUUUGGUUAUUCAAUCCUCUACCAAUGACCGUUUCAAGUCGUGGAAAUGCAGAGUCCAUAAUGACGUGCCUUGUGCUUUUAUGCUUAAAACUGUUCUUGGAGCGCAAAAUCUUAACCUCAGCCAUUGUUUAUUCACUGGCGGUACAUUUCAAGAUCUAUCCAGUAACUUAUGCCAUACCGAUGUAUCUUUUCCUUGGUGAGGAUCAUAACCAAAUAAAGAGUCAGUCGCGAGGAUUGUGGGAAACUGUCUGGAAUGCUGUAAAACCAACAAGACGAAGAACAACAUUUGUUUUGGCCACUGGUCUUACGUUAGCAGUAUUGACAGGCAUCUUUUAUAACAUGUAUGGCUGGGAGUUUCUGCAGCACACCUACCUGUAUCAUGUGACCAGGAAGGAUAUACGGCACAACUUUUCCGUGUACUUCUACAUGUUGUAUCAGCAGUCGGGGGCAGAUACAUCUGUUAUAAUAGGUCUUAUUUCAUUUGUACCACAGGUUCUGCUGUUGUUGGUAUUCUCUUUCAAGUUCUACACAGAUCCUGCUCUUGUGUUCUUCUUGAACACCUUUGCCUUUGUUACUUUCAAUAAGGUGUGCACUUCACAGUAUUUUUUGUGGUAUUUAUGCCUACUUCCCCUGCUGUUACCAUAUCUCACCAAGAUGUCUCGUACAAAAGCUGUCACUCUUGUUGUACUGUGGUUCACUGGACAGGGGAUGUGGCUGCUACCAGCUUAUUACCUGGAAUUCCAAGGCUUGAACACUUUCCUUUACAUUUGGUUUGCUGGCCUCUUCUUCUUUAUCAUCAAUUGUUACAUUCUGUAUGAGAUUAUAAACAAUUAUUCCAGUAUGCCGUAUGUUUUCGAGAGAUCUAAACAAUUGGUGGUAAAAGAUCGUGUUGCUGAAGAUGAACUAAACCAUGAAAAUAGGAGCAUGAAAAUUGAACAGACUGUAUCAGGUGAAAAAAUCACAAGAAAUACAAGGUCUCAAACUAGAAGAAGAAAUAAAAUCAAAAACUGA